AUGCAAAACUCUAUAAUAGAGUUAAAAGUGUAUAGUGCUCACACGGGCAAAAUGCUAACCACAAAUCCCUACAUAUUCCUGAACAUUCAAGAGUUUAAGGAUUGGGUGGCAGAGCAAUUUGAUAUACCCCUAGACUCGCUAUUAUUGCUAACACCGCAAGGCCUAAAAGUUAAAGAAUCAGUGUUCCAUCAUGCUGGAGAGAUAUUUGCAUUCAACAAGGCAGCAAAUAUUAAAGAUCAAUAUAAUGUUGCGAAUAACAACCCUGGAAUAAUAAAAGAGGUCGAAAAAUCUCCAUAUGAUUUUAAUAAUGAUGUGCAGAUAGACAAGAAGAAUGGAAACAUGGAACCUGAGCGAGAUAUCUUUUACGAAAAUAGUGAAGUCAUCAGACCCAUUCAAUCCCCUCUAUUAGACUUUAAUAUCCAGGAGAACCAAACAGAUUAUCGACAACUAUUGAGUAUAAUAACCACGAAUGCUAGCUGGUCGACAGCAGUGCUAUCAGACUCAGUGUUCUCAGAGAAGAACAUUCACGAAAAGAUUGGGGAGAUCUCAAAUAUUUUUAGAAGCUUGGGCAUUACUGGAAAAUAUCUUGAUUUGCACCUCAGUGAAAUUUCUAAUAAGUUUCUGCUAUCUAAUGAUUUAAUAGCCAGCCUAGAGAAAAACAGCUUGAGUGGUUCUUGGGAGAACUAUUAUAGUGGAUUACAGAACAUACAUCUUUUCAAUGAUAAGCAAGGUAAUUUGGCCAGUAUAAUAUCAUACGAGGAAAUUGAUAGAAAUGCCAAUGAAUCAAUAAGUUUAAGCAAUCAAUUGGGGAAAAAAGUCACUGUGAUACAAACCAAAUUGGACCUGGUGAGGUCUGAAAGAUCAACUUUAGAAAAGAAGAUUGAGAUAUUUAAACAGAACUCAAUCAUAAAAAACUUCAACAAUUUGAACUUAAAUGAUAUUGUCAAACAGAUAAAGAACUUGAGCAAACUACUACAGCAAGAAACAAAGGAAUGUAUUGAAAUUUUUCCUGAAUACCAGACAUUCACAUCAGAAAUUUCAAUACCCAAGGAACAACUCAGUAAGCUCUUGAAAACCAUUUCUCGCCAUCAGCAGGUCUAUGUUCCCGAGACUCUUCAACUUGCGAAUGACCUAUAUUAUUUACAGUUAAAUCUAAAUGCCUUGUACAAAAAAUUGAAGAUUACUAUUUGUGAGGUCGUGAGUAAAACCAAUUCUAUUCAAGCAAAUUUGGCAGAUGUCCGAUUUGGAAUGAAGUCAAUGAUCAAACAAAUUGACGAUUUACAAGUCAUUGAAUCAAAUAUUUGUACGGUAAUCGAUUUGCCUUUACUAUAUGGAAUAUUUUUGUUAGAGAACGUCCGAAGAAUUGAAUGGGAUAAGGAAUUAAAGAACAUUGUGGGUAAAACUGCGGAGAAUUUUUCUUUGAUUAACGAAAAAGAGGUUAGGCUCAGAAAAAAGUGGGAGAAGAAUUAUGGGUUGAUUCUCAAGUUGUUGAAAUUGGAUAAUGUUUUCACAUUGCAUAAUUUGCUGACAGUCGACCUCACCACUAAUAAAGAUGAAACGAUUAAGGGUUUGACUUUGAACGUCACACGGCAGGAUGUUGCUGAUUAUAUUUCCAACUUGAAAGAUAAUAAUAUAUCUGAAGAGGCAAUUACAAUCUUAAAAAAUUCUCUCAGAGAUUUGAACAAUCAAAAGGUUAGCUUGUAUAGCAAGUUUGAUGGAUACUUGAACUUUCAAAUUAGCAAAGAUUCGAAUGCCACCGAUAACGAGCUUAUCCAAAGUUAUCAAACCAGAAUCAAGAAACUAGAAUCAAUUUUACAUCAGCAUAAAUAUAAAAAUCUAAAUCAAUGGCCUUUAAUUUUUCCACAGACUGCUGGUGGAAAUGGAGCUGCUGAACACUCGAGAUCCAGGAGUCCAUCAAAUCACAAUAAACGCGAGCAUCAUGCUCAAAAUACCCUGUCUCACGAUAUCAUGAACAAACUCAAUAUCACUUCCCAAAGAUCAUUAUCCACUACGUCUUUGAAUAGAGUCAGUACUGUCACCACUGUUGAGAAAAAAAGUUCUCCAAAAGUCAAUAAUAGAAAACAGAGCUUUGGGGGGAUGUUUGGAAUAAAGCAAAGAAAAGCGAGUUUACUAUUAAAUAAUGGAAACAUUGAACUUACUAAUUCCAUCGUGUUGUUGACAGAAAAUGAUAACACCCAAAAUAGAAUUAUGGUGAAUAAUGAUCCUUCAUCUCCUUCUUCAGGAAAAAAUAAUCGUCUGUAUUCUCUAGGUGAAGAAAGUGUGAAAAGUGAUGAGGCUGAUUUGGAUACAGAGUAUAUUAGGGUAAAAACCUCCGAAUGGAAUACUUUGAAGAAUAAGAAUAACGAAUUGUUUGUUCAGAACAGUGAUCUUCUUGCAGAAAAUCAAAAAAACAACGAGGAGAUUAAAUUAUUGAAGCAGAAGUCAAAUAAUCUAGUUCAAGAGCUUGAAGGCCAAAAUAUACAGUUAAAAAAGUGCAGUGAACAAGAAAAUUUGAUAAAUAGAUUGAAUAAUGAAAACUCUGAUUUGAAUCAAGAGAUAGAUGAUAUUGUGGGAAAAUUAAAGGCCACUCAGUUUGAACUCGAUACAAAAACUGAGAAGGUUUCCGAAAACUUCAAGAUAAUUGAUAAGUUAAAAAAAGCAUUAAGUGAGGCUGCAAACAAUCUUGAAAGACAGAAGGAGCAAUCAUCGGCCAUAAAGAAUGACUUGCUUUCUACCAAAAAAGAAUUGCAUGAGAUUCAUCAAAAGUCUGAUAAGUCUGAGAAUAGGCUAAAAAUAUUAUCAAGAGAUUUUGAAAAAGCUACCGAGAAGGUUAAUUCGCUUAAAGAACAAAAUAUUGAUCACGUCAAUAUGAUACAAAGUUUGGAGGCAGAUUUAGUGAAGCACCAAGACCAAUUGAAGAAUGCCAAUGUCGCAGAUCUGAGGGCAGAAAUCGAAUUAUUGGAGAAGCAGAUUGCCCAAAAGAAUGAAGAAAUAACAGCGGUUAAUGAAAACUUCCAGAAAUUAAAGGUUGAAUUUCAAGAUAUUGGCUCUGUGAAAAAUGACUUGUUGGCAAACAUGCAUGCAAAAGAAGAAGAAUUUUCUAGAGAAAGGAAUUCAACGUCAAAGGAAAUUAGUGAAUUGAAAGCUAAAGUUGAAGGAUUAGAGGAUAAUGAAGAUAUUUUGGAUAACUUGAAUAAAGAAUUAGCUUUGAAGAACUCGAAUUUGGUUAAUAUUGUGAUUAAAUUGAUUGAUAUUAUUUCCAAUUUCAGGACUAAAUUGCAUGAGUUGUCCUCGUUAUUGUUUGAUAAUUUCAAAUUGAUUUGCUCUUGCUUUGAGGCUAUUGGUUUGUUAAUAACCAAAAAUGACUUGAUACCGGAUUCUGUCCUAUUGAGCAACGAUAUCGUGAAACUUGGAGAAUCAUUUAUUGGUAAAGAUUCUGACAAAGGGAUUAGGAUUCUUCGGGUAAAAGGAUUAAGGAACAAAACCAAGUCUAAAGAGGAUUUGAUUUACUCAAAGCCUGUAUCACCAUUGAUCCAGGUAGUCGAAAAUAAGAUAGAUUGGAUUGGCUGUAAGGAAAUUUUCGAAAUUGACGGUGAUGAUUUUUCAAAACAUGAAGGAGCAGCUACCAAUGAAAAUGGUAUUUUGAAUAUGGUUUCCUCGUCGGUGGUGGACAUAGAUAGGAUUGUGAAUGAAGCAACGAGUUUGAUUGAAAAUUUUAACAAUAACGCUGACUUCGAGAAGAAUUAUUUUAAUUUUAUAACUUCAAUUGUUGUUGAUUAUAAUUUGAUUUAUACAUCAAUGGCGAAGAGAUUUGGUGAUAUUGAGCAUUUGGCAAAGAAACUACAAAAGGAAACCAAAUCGAAUAAGGAGGAGAUCCGAAAGUUAUUAGGUGACUCACGGGGUAAAAUUGCUGUGAAGAAUUUCAAACCUGGCGAUUUGGUAUUGUUUUUACCUACAAGGGAUGGUGAUACUUCAAAGGAUGACGGAGAAAAUAAUUCAACAAUAAAUCAGCCUUGGGCGGCAUUUAACAUUGGAUCUCCACACUAUUUCUUGAAGGAAAACAACAACAUCAACUUAAACAGCAGAGAUUGGAUGGUCUCUAGAAUAUUGUCAAUUAAUGAAUUCAGGAUUAACUCAAAGAAUUUCGAUGAUUUAGAAGAAAAUCCAUUCCGGUUAAGCCAAGGGGUGACUUGGUACUUGAUUGAUGCAAAAGAAGAAUUAUCUGACUCUCUUACAUAG
Molecule: messenger RNA, 4239 nt
Organism: Saccharomycopsis crataegensis
Lineage: Eukaryota; Fungi; Ascomycota; Saccharomycetes; Ascoideales; Saccharomycopsidaceae
Gene: ATG11
Product: autophagy protein ATG11
Exons: 1
Coding region: 1-4239 (1412 amino acids)
Biological process (GO): autophagy of peroxisome; autophagy of mitochondrion; piecemeal microautophagy of the nucleus
Cellular component (GO): phagophore assembly site membrane; Atg1/ULK1 kinase complex
Molecular function (GO): molecular adaptor activity; protein kinase binding
Source: RefSeq, a predicted model, not a curated record